Molecule: messenger RNA, 7501 nt
Organism: Suncus etruscus (white-toothed pygmy shrew)
Lineage: Eukaryota; Metazoa; Chordata; Mammalia; Eulipotyphla; Soricidae
Gene: FLRT2
Product: fibronectin leucine rich transmembrane protein 2
Exons: 2
Coding region: 879-2864 (661 amino acids)
Molecular function (GO): protein binding
Source: RefSeq, a predicted model, not a curated record
UCCCCGGGACUGCUGGAAACCAGGGAGCUGCUAGAGGGGACGCUUUCCACCGCCUUCUUUAACGCUUCCAAAUUUCCCCACCCGCUGGGGACGCUUGAGCUUGAAAAGGGGGUAAAAGCAGAAGCUGGGGGGCCUUGGCGGCCAAAGCCCCCCCGAGAAAGUGGCAUGCCCCAGUCCUGGAGGCGGAGGUGGCGGAGGACGGAGGAAGACGAUGCCGCGGCUCCGUAGGGGAGAAAGGCGAGGAGAGCGAGGCAGGCGAGUGGGGUGCCCGGGCGCCCGGCGGCUGCGGGGAGGCGCGCGCCGCUCUGAGGCUCCUCCGGCCUCCGCACCCCCGCACCCCGACGCAGCGGGCCCACCACCGGCCGGGCUUCUGCAGCCGCCUCCGUCGCCUCCACCGCCGUCCGCAGCUCCAAGCAAAAGUUUGGGCGUGGGUCGCUACGAGGCGCUGAGCGGGAUCUGCAGCCCGGCUGGAAGGAGACCUGGACAACCUUCGCAGAUUUCAGAUUGAGCUCAUUCAAGAAGUUCCUAAGUUGAUCAACACAACCACGAUCUACGACAGAAGAAGGGAGUCGCUCCAGCCAAUUGCACCCCUGUGGACCACUAGAAUUUGGCAUCAUCCCCUUACCUGUGUGGAAAAUUCUCACAAUUGAAUUUUAUUUUUGCACAUGAAGGACAUAAUCAAAGAGGGCAAUACAAGCUGAUCAGACCAGAGGCUUCAAAAGGUUCUUUCUGCUGUGUGGGUCUUCAGGGGUUUUCCUCUAAGGAGAGUUCUGGACUUUGACUGACCUUUUGGUUUUGCUACCUGCUUUUGUUUUCAUUCUAUUUUAUUGAUUUGGAUUUUCCUCAUCAUAGUGUUUUUUUAUUUCUGUUCUUCAGAAAUGGGCCUACAGAUCACCCAGUGGCCCAGCCAUGGGGCUUUUUUCCUGAAAUCUUGGCUUCUCAUUUCCCUGGGGCUCUACUCACAAGUGUCAACAAUCUUGGCGUGCCCUAACGUGUGCCGCUGUGAUAGAAACUUUGUCUACUGUAAUGAGCGAAGUUUGACCUCAGUGCCUCUUGGGAUCCCGGAGGGCGUAACCGUACUCUACCUCCACAACAACCAAAUUAAUAAUGCUGGAUUUCCUGCAGAACUGCACAACGUACAGUCCGUGCAGACUGUCUACCUUUAUGGCAACCAACUGGAUGAAUUCCCCAUGAACCUUCCCAAGAAUGUCAAAGUUCUCCAUCUGCAGGAAAACAACAUUCAGACCAUUUCACGGGCAGCUCUGGCCCAACUCCUGAAGCUGGAAGAGCUGCACCUGGAUGAUAACUCUAUCUCCACAGUUGGGGUGGAAGAUGGGGCCUUCCGGGAGGCCAUCAGCCUCAAGUUAUUGUUCCUUUCCAAGAAUCACCUGAGCAGCGUGCCUGUGGGGCUUCCCGUGGACUUGCAAGAGCUGAGAGUGGAUGAGAAUCGUAUUGCUGUCAUCUCUGACAUGGCCUUUCAGAACCUCACGAGCUUGGAACGGCUGAUAGUGGAUGGGAACCUCUUGACCAACAAGGGCAUCGCUGAGGGCACCUUCAGCCAUCUCACCAAACUCAAGGAAUUUUCCAUCGUGCGGAAUUCACUCACUUACCCGCCUCCUGAUCUCCCUGGGACAUAUCUGAUGAGGCUCUAUCUACAGGACAACCAGAUCAACUACAUCCCCUUGACGGCCUUCUCCAAUCUUCGGAAGCUGGAACGCCUGGAUAUCUCCAACAACCAGCUGCGCAUGUUGACUCAAGGUGUCUUUGAUAAUCUGGCCAACCUGAAGCAGCUCACUGCUCGGAAUAAUCCUUGGUUAUGUGACUGCAGUAUUAAGUGGGUCACGGAAUGGCUCAAAUACAUUCCUUCCUCUCUCAAUGUGCGGGGUUUCAUGUGUCAAGGGCCUGAACAAGUUCGGGGAAUGGCUGUCAGAGAGUUGAAUAUGAAUCUUUUAUCCUGCCCCACUACCACCCCUGGCCAGCCUGUCUUCACUCCAGCCCCCACGACAGCUUCUCCAACAACUCAGCUGCUUCCUGUCUUCUCUGAUGCUACUCCCAGCCCAGGAUACACCCCUGUCACUCCCACUCCUUCCAAACUCCCCACAAUUCCCGAUUGGGAUGGGAGAGAAAGAGUGACCCCACCUAUUUCGGAACGGAUCCAACUCUCGAUCCACUUUGUGAACGACACUUCCAUGCAGAUCAGCUGGCUGUCUCUUUUUAAUGUCAUGGCAUACAAACUCACCUGGGUGAAGAUGGGUCACAGCUUGGUUGGGGGCAUUGUUCAGGAGCGUAUAGUCAGUGGGGAGAAGCAGCAUUUGAGUCUGGUGAAUUUAGAACCCAGAUCCACCUACCGGAUUUGUUUAGUGCCACUGGAUGCUUUUAACUACCGAGCUAUGGAAGACACCAUCUGUACCGAGGCCACCACCCAUGCCUCCUAUUUGAACAAUGGCAGCAACACCGCUUCAAGCCACGAGCAGACGACCUCCCACAGUCUGGGCUCCCCCUUUUUGCUGGCAGGCCUGAUCGGGGGUGCAGUGAUCUUUGUGCUGGUGGUUUUGCUCAGUGUCUUUUGCUGGCACAUGCACAAAAAGGGGCGCUACACCUCCCAGAAGUGGAAAUACAACCGAGGCCGGCGGAAAGAUGACUAUUGUGAGGCAGGCACCAAGAAGGACAAUUCCAUCCUGGAGAUGACAGAAACCAGCUUUCAGAUUGUCUCCUUAAAUAACGAUCAGCUCCUUAAAGGAGAUUUCAGACUGCAGCCCAUUUACACCCCAAACGGGGGCAUUAAUUACACAGACUGCCAUAUCCCCAACAAUAUGCGUUACUGUAACAGCAACGUGCCCGACCUGGAGCACUGCCAUACGUGACAGCCAGAGGUCCGGCAUUCUCAAGGUGGACUGUGAAACUCUGGAGAACACACACCUGUGUGCACAGACAGACACACAAAUUACAUUUGAUAAAUGUUACCCAGAUGCAUUUGUGCAUUUGAAUACUCUGUAAUUUAUACGGUGUACUAUAUAAUGGGAUUUAAAAAAAAAGUGCUAUCUUUUCUAUUUCAAGUUCAUUACAAACAAUUUUGUAACUCUUUGCUUUUUAAAUCUGAAAAAAAAGUUGCUGAUGUACUGUACAGGGUUGUACAAUGAGAACCCAAGCCCAAGGCGAAAGAAAGAGUGAUUCUUCCUUAUGAUGGUCACUAACCACUUGGCUGUUUAAGGUAUCACCGUGAAUUCCUCUGCUAGAUUUGAUGUUCAGAAGAAAGGGCAGAUUUAAAAAGGACUGAUGAGCAUAGGGUAAAUCAUAUGGAUGAAAUAAGAAGUGGCCAACAUCUCUUUGUGCUAUUUCUCUGCUUCCUGAUCUGGAAGAAAGGGGUUUAUUUUUAUUUAAAAAAAAAAUCCAAAAUAGGAGAAAGAAGGUAGUUACCUGAUUUGACCCAGAGCAGGAAGUAUAGAAAGCAUCACCAGGAAGUCAGCUCCUGCGAGAAAAGUUAACUAACCCGAUAGUCCAGAAAAUGAAAUGAAAGUGAAAAGAUCCUGAAACCUGGGAGUUGGCUUUCUGACCAGAAUCUUAGACAUCACUCCUGCUUCCUUGACCCUAUGGGAAAACAGCAUUAGAGAACUAAGCUUGAUAACGUUCAUUCAUAGGGACAGGUCUGAGAUCCCAGCAAGAGAACUCCCUUGAAAGAGUUACUAUUCAAAUCAUAUGUCAGAUUGAAUGGCAUUUGACAGAAAUAUAUUCUAGAGUACUUUUUUUAGAAGAGGCUAAUAAAAUAACGGGAAGAAUUAUAUUGAAUGGAAUUAUUUUUGAUAAUGAGAAUUAUUUGGGUAGAAGAUUCCUUGUGGCUAUGUCAACAUGAUAUUUAAGCCAACCAGAGUUCAAUGUUUGUAUUAUACUCAAACACUAUGUAAUUUAAAGAAAAUAUUGGUACCAUGUAGACAAAAAAUCAAGUGAUCAAUGGUUCUGCUAUACUUUUAUCAACUGACUUGGAUAGUGUCAUGUUGACAUAGCUUGAAUUAAUUAAUACCUUUAUCCCUUGGCAAAUUCUUGUCUUCCAAUCACCUCUCCUGUAUUUUCAUGAUUAGUUGUUUCUGCCAUAUUUGUUUGCUUUGUCUUUUGCUCAAUAUUAAAAAAAUCACUGAUGCCAGUUUUAUGUGCAACCAUAAAUUUAUCAAUAUAAAUUUAGAUACUUUAAAAUGGAUACUAACUUUUACUGCUAUUAAAUAUGUAAGGAUUCUUUAAAGCUGGCCAAAAUAAUGUAUUUUUUUUAUAAAAGCAAUAGCAAGUUUCCACCUUGGUCUGACUUUGAUCCUGUUUCAUUUUUGAAAUUUCAUUUAUUUCUUUUCAAUCUUGUAUGUUCCUCUUCUUUGGGAAAUGUGGAAGGAUAAUCAAUCUUAUAUUAACUGGAUAACAGAUGAAAAAUGAUCAAGCCUGAGAAUGAAGGCUUGUCCUUUCCUAUGAUAUGAGCAGAGCAUCAAACAGAAAGUAUAGAUGAGAGGAUUUCCCAUCUUUAACUUUAUAUAUUUGAUACACCUGCAGAAAGCAUAUGUAAUUUACUCCUUUCCAUCCCUUAGAUGUAGAAGGGCUAUAGAUCACAUACAUUACCUUUAAAAGUACACCAUUGGAAAAUUCCUUUUACAAUAAAUUAUCAGCAUUUCACCCUGUGUUGUUUAUUUGCUGUAUCAUGGCCAUUAUUUUAGGAACCCACAAGUUAAUAUCACAAUCAUUUUGUUUUUGCUUUUUCUCUCCCUCCCUCUCCCUCUUAACAAAAUAAAACUGUGAUGUGUCUUCUUUGUAAAAGUUUAGGUAUUAAAUGCUAUGCAAGUUUUUCUUUAUAGUAAGAGCUUUAUUUUCUUUAAUAAUAUAUCCCCAACUUAUAUGUUUUAAUAUCUUUUGUCCCUCAGAAUAAGCAGAAAAUAUAAGUAAAGCUUAUGUAGAAACAAGAAUUGAAACUGUGCAGUUGAGCUAAAGUUAGCUAAGAAUUAUUUUGAAUUACUUUUAAAAUGUUUUUGAUCUUUAUGUUAAUUUCUUAGCAGGUGAGUUUGGGCUUUAGUUUUUUGAAAGCUAGGUCCACACAGUGAAUAAAUAAGACAAUCUAUGAAGGAAAUCAGUACAGUAGAACUAAUUCUUCUAAAAUGUGGAACAAUGACAUCUCAUUUGUAACUUUAUCUGGAUAAUUCCCUUCCAUAGUCCUUUUCCUUUUAGUUGUGUAGAUAAAACUAUAUGUUCAAAUAAUGGUACUUUGACUUUUGAGGUUUUAUUUUUCUCUCCUUUUUGUCCAAAAAUACAAUCAUCAUUUAUUUUUAUUAUGUGUAUUCUCCCAACUGGGAAAUUCUGCUGCUGAAACUUCUUUGCAUUUGGGCCAAGAAGGCCAAGGUUGAAAAAAUUUCCAUAAUGUCCUCUAGGAUUCACAGAACUAAUUGGGCUUAAAUUUUACAAUAGAGACCUAGUCUUUAAAAAAAAUUAUGAUAUCUGGUUUUUUUGGUAAAAGGUUUUCCUAAAGAGAUAGAAUCUAAUUACAGUAUUUAUUAUAAUCUUGUUUACAAUAUGACAUAGACCACUAAAAUAAAAAUCCAUCUCCUUUUGGAAUAGUAUCUCUAGAGCUCUCAACUACAACAGGAUGGAAAGUACAUCAUGGAAUUUUUUAAUGUCUUCUGUGUCAUAGGACAACUGAUGACAUCCAUCAGCAGCAGAUUGUUCACCAACGGGCACUUUUAGAUAUGACAAGUGCUUUGCUAACAUAUCUGCUCUGUUGUGGACAUACCUGCUCUGUAAUGGGUCCUCUCACUGCCACUAUUAAAUAUUUUGAGAAAACUAGUUCAGAGUUGGAGUUGACAGUGAAAGACCAUGGAAAGGUCACAACCAUGUACAAAGUCCUUUUCAAAAGUUUUUAAGAAGUGUGAUCCGCCUGACCCGAAGAACUGCUUUCCAAGAGUAGAUCUUGAGAAGUGGUUUCAGUUAGUAGAUCUUGAUCAGAGUUAGGCAAUUGCCACUGCACUGAGGAAAUCCUAAAAAGAACAUAGUUAGACACGAUCAUACUUGCAUUCCAUAUUAUUGUUCAUACCCAGAAUUAUCAUUAACACUUAUUUUGGGGAGAGGUGUAUAUGAUCAUGACACAACCUAUGCUUCCCUUGAAACUGUCAUUUGCUUAAGUAGUAAUCACAGGCAGUGUGACAAGGAGAGUUACCCUGAAAAUUUUUCUUCUGCAUCCAGCAAAAAACAUCCUCCCCAAUGAAGAAAUAAAAGCAAUUUCUAAUUAUAUGGAUGUUGAUAUUUCUAAUUAUAUGGAUAAAAAUAUGUUAGAUAUUUACCUCCCAGUUAAAAAGAUAAAAAAAAGCAUCCAAGGUUCAAAACAAAAAAAAAAAUGUGUCAUGUGAAGAGUCUGUAUAAAUGUAUUGAUUACAUAGCUGAUAUGAUGACUCCUUGUUUUUCUAGUGCAGAUUGUCACUGUCUUAGUCAUUUCACCAAAGUCAGAACUUUCCUCCCCAGUCCAGAGGAUAAGUUGUAUAGGUUGUGAGCUGAGAAUCCAUCCAAACACAAGGCAGUGUUGCAAUUCAAUCCACCGGGAGCAGGUGUUGCCUGGAUCAUUAAAUCUGGACUUCAGAGUCCACUGUCACAUCUAGCAUUCCACAGUGAGGUACUUAAUUUCAUUUGGAUUCUUUAUUUACAGCAUUUUGUCUAGCCUAUAACAAGGAGACAUUAAGUUUUUCUGUAGAAAAUGAGAGUAAUUGUUUUGUUCACUACUUCCCCUUCUAGAUGCCUAUUGCUAAAAGCAGUGAAGAACUCCAAAAGAGAAAAAAAAUACAGGCACAAAAUAAACCCUCACCUAGGUCUUAGAAUUGGGAAACCUUGCCUGAUUCUUUUUUUUUCCUUAAAAAAUGAAUUUACUAAUGUAGAAAGCUGUGGCUUGCUUUCUUCUCUAAAAUUUGGCAGGAUGGAAGGAUUGCUGAAACAGGGCGUUCUUGCCACUAAGUGUGGAAAGUUUUGGAACCUAUAUAAUAUUAUUGUAACAAACCAGGAUUUUUAUUUUAAUUUUUUGCUAUGGUUUUGUUUUGUUUUCCUAUCAUUUUUUAGUAGCACACCACCUGAAGAGCACAAAGCAAAAACAUCCCACAGGCAUUUUUAAAUGAGUACAAAACACAUACAUUGCGUGCACACACAUACACAAACACACACACUGAGGCAUUUGUAAAAUAUUCAUGGGAUGUAAAAUUUAUAGCCUGUCUGAGGUAAGGUAAAGGCUUGUGUCCACUGUUUGUCCCUCAAAGGACCAGUAUAUAAUCACUGAAAGUUAUUCCUGAUGAUUUGUUCUUGUUUGAACCAUAUGUUGAUUUGCUUCUGGUUUGUGUUCAGUGGGUUUUCUCUGACAAGGGACUGCAAGGGGCUGGAAGAUUCUGCAUCACAAUCCUCCGAGACCUACUAUGUCGCACACUUUGUUAACUAAAACUUCACUCUACACUAUACAGUACCUUGUUGAUAUAUUCAGUAAAGGCUUAUUUUAAAAAGAAAA